Penaeus monodon (black tiger shrimp) is the source of this 1036-nucleotide messenger RNA. RefSeq names its product glutathione S-transferase 1-like. Gene Ontology annotation, biological process: glutathione metabolic process. Bases 145 to 891 code for a protein of 248 amino acids. The record is from RefSeq and is a predicted model, not a curated record. Lineage: Eukaryota; Metazoa; Arthropoda; Malacostraca; Decapoda; Penaeidae. Gene Ontology annotation, molecular function: glutathione transferase activity. The transcript has 4 exons.
GAAGCUGGGAGGUCCUACAGAUCAUCAACAACAAAUAGAAGCAAACCAACCACCCUUGAAAAAAAAAAAAAAAAAAAAAAAAAAAAAAAAAAAAAAAUAUAUAUAUAUAUAUAUAUAUAUAAGAAGAAAAGGAAAAAAACGAAGAUGCCACUAGACUUUUACUACAUGGACAUUUCACCCCCAUGCCGAGCCGUGAUGCUCACCGCACGGGCUGUGGGGGUCGACCUCAACCUCAAGCUCGUCAACCUCAUGGCAGGCGACCACAGGAAGCCAGAGUUUCUCAAGGUCAACCCGCAGCACAAGAUUCCUUUUUUGGUGGACGGCACUGUGAAGCUGUCUGAGAGCCGUGCCAUCUGCUCAUAUUUGGCAUCUCAGUACGGCAAAGAUGACUCCUUUUACCCCAACAACCCAAAAGCGCGAUGCAUAGUGGAUCAGAGGCUUUACUUCGACAUAGGAACUCUCUACCAGAAAUGGGCUGAUUUUGCUUACCCUGGCUUAAGAGGGCAGCCAAUUGACCACUCCCAGCUGGAGGGCAUUCAUGAGGCUCUCUCAUUUUUGAACACCAACCUCAUGGACUUUCCUUGGGUAGCAGGAAACAAGGUUACAGUGGCUGACUUCAGCCUGGUGGCCACCAUAUCAUCCAUGGAAGCUGCUGGUGUAAAUCUAGAGCAGCACCCCCGCAUCGUGCAGUGGCUGAAGAAGUGCCAGACAAAGAUGGUUGGCUACAAAGAGGCUAAUGGGGAUGGGGCCAAGAAGUUUGGGGACAUUCUGAAGGCCAUGAUUGCACCUCCAGAACCUGAGAAGGUGGAAGAGAAGGAAGAAACGAAGGAGGAUGAGAAACCAGCAAAGAAGGAAGAUACAUCAGAUUCCUCAUCGGAUGAGGAGAAAUAAGACAAUAAAACAGUGAACAAAGCUAAUGGGUAUUUUACAUCAAUUGUUAUUUAUAUGCUCUUCAGCUGUCUUAUUUGUUUUCAUGUAUGUUUUGGUUCUAUCUGAUAAUAACGUAAAUCUUUGUCAUAUUUAAUAGAGAGAGAGA